Molecule: messenger RNA, 899 nt
Organism: Frankliniella occidentalis (western flower thrips)
Lineage: Eukaryota; Metazoa; Arthropoda; Insecta; Thysanoptera; Thripidae
Exons: 2
Coding region: 77-886 (269 amino acids)
Source: RefSeq, a predicted model, not a curated record
GGCGUUGGCCGGACACAGUCUAGCGUCGCCUUGUCCUCAGUGCACUAGUGCCGUAGUGACCGAACGAUCGAUCAGGAUGGCAGCCCGCCGAGCCUCCGCGAAGUGCGUGUCCGUCUUACUCGUGGUGGUGGUGAUGGUGUCCGGCAGUGCCAGCGCCAGGAUUGCGCUCCCGACUUCGGAUUACAACAACCUGGAUAUUUCAUCGCACCCGUCAGAGCAGCAGCUCGACGCACCGUCGGCGUCCACGCCGCCGCCCUCCACGGCCUCCGACAGCGCCGAGCAGUCGGUCGGCGAGGACGCCGGCGUGCUGCUGCCGUGGACGGUGGGCGCGGUGCGCAUGCUCCGCCGCGUCUACCUCGAGUGCCGUGAUGACGACCUGAGCUCGUGCCUCAAGGUGCAGAUGGUUCGGGCCAUGGACAGGGUAGCACGAUCCACCCGCAAGGUGGCACUCGCCGCCGGCGUCACCCUGGAGCGCGACGCGGACGCACCCGAGCAGCCGACGGCCAGCGCCACCACCGCCGACGACCUGGAGCACUCGCUGCCCAGGUCGCUGCCCGAGCGAGAGCGCUCUCUGGACAAGCUCAUCCUGGAGAGGCUCUACGGCUUCCUCCAGAACUACUCGCUGCGCUUUAAGCUGCCCUCCAUCGCCGAGCUUGGAGGCGCCGUUGGGGAGGACGCUCGCCGUCGGCGCCCGCCCCUCAAUGGCCUCAUGGGCCUGGGCAUGCUCCUGGCCGGCUCGCUGCUCCCCAUGAAGUUCGGCAUGCUCGCCAUGCUCGCCGGCAAGGCCCUCAUGCUGUCCAAGCUCGCCCUGCUCAUCUCCGCGCUCAUGGCGAUGCGCAACAUGGGGUCGGGAGGGGGCUCCUCCGGCGGCACCGCCCACCACUGACGACCAGAAUUUU